This is a messenger RNA of Exaiptasia diaphana, 2303 nucleotides long. RefSeq lists its product as uncharacterized. NCBI's taxonomy places the organism in Eukaryota, Metazoa, Cnidaria, Anthozoa, Actiniaria, Aiptasiidae. The coding region runs from base 186 to 1835 and encodes 549 amino acids. The record is from RefSeq and is a predicted model, not a curated record. The transcript has a single exon.
GAAAGAUUCUUGUCACACUAUCGUAAAUUAUUUUAAUGUAGCGUACGUAGCUAGGCGUUCCUAGGAGGGAGUUAAAGAUAGUAGUUCCAUGGGUUACCUGUUUUCACUGCGUGCAUGAACCCGGAACAUUAUUUUAAAAGAUCGAUUUUAUUAAAUAAAACCAAUGGCAAAAGGUCAAUAUAUCCAUGCGUUGUCUGUUUUCUGUCACGCAAGACGACGGGCGCUCAAAGUCUACCUUCAAGAUUAAGAAGCUGAAGCAAACGGAACAGAAGAAACUCAAGAUGUUUGAGGAAAUUGUAGGUCUUGUACUUUUCUUAAUUGAAAAUUGCACUGGGGUUGCAAUUGUAGAAAAUUUCAGAAACCAACAACAACCUGAUGACGAAGAAACUCAUUUGAUUCAAGCCGUCGAGGAAAAUCUCCAAGACUUCACUAGAUUUGAUGCAAAUGAUACCAUCUUUCGCGAGUAUGACCCACCAGGUAACGAAGAAGAAGAUCCAAAAGCUUGGAGGAAGAGCCGUCCACGACUUACCAUUACUAUCUGGACGUGUUUCAAGUAUGUAUUCAUGAUACAAACUGUUUCUGGCACAGCGCUCGGUGUGCUUGCGRUUUUCCUUGCCUUUCUUGAUUUUAAUUCUAGCGAGCUAUGCUACUACAUGAAUGAUGACUGGAACAAAAUGCCUCACCUUGUCAGGGCUGUGAGAACAACUGGCCAGGCAGUUGAAGGCUUUUUGAUAGAAAUAUGGGAUUACAUGCUUCUCUCGACCGUCUUUCCUUGGCCUUUAAUGAAGGAAUUGAAUUUAUUGACCCUUAACCUCUUAGCUGCUUUUGUCGACAUGUCUUAUCGAUUGUACUUUGACUUGUAUGGUAUUUAUAAAGUAUGGUGGAUGUCCUUCCCUCUCAAUGCUUUGUUUACAUCAAUGACAAUYGUAAACAGCAUCAUUCUAGCUCGUUAUUUUAGACCUGCACCUCUUCCAUGGAGAAAAGUUCUCAAGCUAGCUUUCAGCUUUUCAGCGCAGUUUAUUCUUGGUAUGUCUGCUAAUAUAUUCCUGGUUUACAAGCUUUUGCCCUGGUACAACACACAGGAUGAAAACACUAAGGUUGUAGUGGCAGCAUUUUGCCCUCUUCUAACAGCCUUCCCAAAAGUUGUCUCCCGCCUUGCUGCUCAAAAGAUCACUGACAUUCAUCCAGGGACAGCUCAUGUGUUUGUUGGUGUAUUAUAUGGAUCAACUGCAAUUGUCUUUCGAAUUAUGCAAGCUGAACUAACUAGUUUUGAGUUAUUUGUUGCUCUUGGAAUAGGUCAUGCAUUUGUGGACUUGCUUGAAAGACUUACAAUUACUAUGAGGGACCAUAUCUGGGAAUACCURUACAAGAUMAUUCUCUGUCGCAGAAGGACACCUUCACCCAAGUACCGCAAUCCUAGAAGUAGGCGAUUUAUGGCUGAUGUUAGCAUUCAGAUCAUGCUCCAAGAAUCCACAGGAUUAGUUGCAGCACUGGGAUUCAUACAACUUUAUCAUUUCACAUACAGUGACAUUAAACGCCCUUACACUGACUAUCCUGUUAUUGUGGAYUUUCUCAUCCGUGCAGUAACUGGUUUGCUCAUUGAUCUUGUGUUCAACACCAUCUCAGUGGUCAUUCAAACAUACUACAUGAACUUUGCUGUGAUGAGGGUAUGGAAGAAGAAAYGGCGUUAUCAUUUGGUUGUCAAUAUCAUAAUUUCAUCAUUGACAGUGAUAUAUUUUACCGAGUACUUAUUUGGUGUUAUCAGGAGCAGGUACAACYAUCAUACUCACACAGUUGUUCGAUAUGCUUGGAAUUGUACAUUACCUUUUACAUGAACAACGGCUUCUCACCAUGGACACUGCCUUCUAMACCUGUCAUCAUCAUGAACAUCAUCCUAUUCCAGAAUAUUUAUAYCAGUGAUACAUAUUCCACUUCUUCGGUGCCUUGGUGGUGCCUACGCUUUCCUACAUGUAUAUGAGAGGUUUCAGCUGAAAAGGGGUCUUAUUCAUAAAUAUUUUGCUUUGGACUACAUAUAAAACUGUUGUGUCAUCAAAGGGGUCUUAAUCUUUAAGACCCUUUUUAAGUUGCAACCCCUCAUAUAUAUAUAGAUGACAGGUUCAUUCUCAGCAUUUUUCUCUUGUCCYUAAAUAUGCCACAAUAGUUAUAGAUUAUAGUUUAUAAAUUAUAUUUAUGCUAUGGAUUUUAAAUGCUGUCAAAUUGGAGAGACAAAUGAAUUAUCUUCAUUAUUAAUAUGGACAAAGCAUUCAUGGAAAUUGUUAUUCUAUUUCAGAGCUAUAAACAAU